AUGUCGCGCUCAACCAGAAACUCAGCUGGACCCAGCAAACUAAUCGCCCAGAAGAGUGAAUUCAGCUCCUCUGUGACUUUGUUCACCCUGGACGACAUACCUGUCAAGGAAGAAGAACCUGACACUCUACGAAGGUCCAAAAGAAUAAAACUUGAACCAGGUCAAGUCAAGUUGGAAAUAAUUCCUGAUCUUGAGGACCUCAAAUUGGACACUGUAACAACUCCGCGACGGUCUCUUCGACGAACCAAACCUGAACCUUCAAUAUCAAAUGAUCUAUCUCCUCUGUCCUCUGCGCCUUCUUCCCCAGAGCCCACUCGAAAGACUAAAGGAAAGGCCAGAGCUCAAGUUAAGGCCGAGUUGGACUUCUCCCCGGCUGCUAGCCGCUCGACCUCUCCCACCAAGAAGAAAUCCCAGAAACCUAUUCCUCAGGCGUUGGCCAAACCGCACCCCGCACCUGACAACUGGAAGGAGGUGUACGACUCGAUAAAGAAGAUGCGAGAGAGCAUUGUUGCCCCUGUUGAUACCAUGGGUUGCGCUCAGGCCCAAUACAAGGAAACGGAUCCCAAGAACCAACGCUUCGCAACUCUUGUCUCUUUAAUGCUCUCAUCCCAAACCAAAGAUGAAGUCACGGACGCAGCAGUAACCAAAUUGCGUACAGCCCUUGGUGGCGCCAUCAGCGUCGAAGGCAUCAUUAACGCCCCUUCCUCUCUCAUCUCCGAAGCCAUUGCUAAGGUCGGCUUUUGGCGGAGAAAGACAGAUUACCUGAAACAGACCGCUGCCAAGUUGCAAGAGGAGUUCGAAGGAGACGUGCCUAAGACGGUGGAUGAACUUUGUUCGUUGCCGGGUGUGGGACCGAAGAUGGCGUUUUUGUGUUUGCAGGUUGCUUGGAAUUUGAACCUUGGAAUCGGUGUGGACGUCCAUGUGCACCGAAUUUCUAAUAGGUUGGGGUGGCAUAGGAAGCCGACCAAGGAUCCUGAGGAGACCCGGCUCAACUUGCAGUCAUGGCUCCCGAGCGAACUCCACCAGGAAAUCAACCCACUGCUUGUUGGGUUUGGCCAGGUGGUUUGCACGCCAGUCAACCCAAAAUGCGACCAGUGUACACUGAGCGGUAGUUCGACGUCGAAGGCCCUUUGUCCCAGCGCAAGAAAGAACAUUGCCGAGCAAAAGAGGAAGACCAGUACGAAACGCAAACUGACAGCCACGUCCAUCUUGAAGGAGGAAGAGGAUGUCAAGCCUGAACUCAAACUUGUCAAGGUCGAAUUGGAAAUUGAUGAGGAAGAGACCAAUAAGUCGAUAACUAAGAAUAUGGUAUCGAAGGCGGAAGAGGGGCUAGUCAAGACGGAGCAAUCUUGA
Coprinopsis cinerea okayama7#130 is the source of this 1353-nucleotide messenger RNA. RefSeq names its product DNA-(apurinic or apyrimidinic site) lyase. Bases 1 to 1353 code for a protein of 450 amino acids. Gene Ontology annotation, molecular function: DNA binding; DNA-(apurinic or apyrimidinic site) endonuclease activity; 4 iron, 4 sulfur cluster binding. Gene Ontology annotation, cellular component: nucleus. Gene Ontology annotation, biological process: nucleotide-excision repair; base-excision repair, AP site formation; base-excision repair. NCBI's taxonomy places the organism in Eukaryota, Fungi, Basidiomycota, Agaricomycetes, Agaricales, Psathyrellaceae. The record is from RefSeq and is a predicted model, not a curated record. The transcript has 4 exons.